Messenger RNA from Penicillium brevicompactum, 1278 nucleotides. RefSeq names its product MOSC domain protein. The record is from RefSeq and is a predicted model, not a curated record. The transcript has a single exon. Bases 1 to 1278 code for a protein of 425 amino acids. Gene Ontology annotation, molecular function: pyridoxal phosphate binding; molybdenum ion binding; catalytic activity. NCBI's taxonomy places the organism in Eukaryota, Fungi, Ascomycota, Eurotiomycetes, Eurotiales, Aspergillaceae.
AUGCCGCUCAACCUCGCCUGGGAGGAAGCAAUCCUCUCCAAGGGAACUUUGAUCUCUGUCCUUGCUGGUCUCUUCUUUCUCUUGAUCUCAUUCAAAACACCCGCUAUUCGUCCGAAAGGAUGUCGGCGCUUAGGGCUCCCGCCAGGAACGAGCAAUCUGCGCGAUGAAUACGAUUCAAAAUACAGCCAAGGUGUCCCUGUCGGCCAAGAUGAUCAAGGCCGACCAUCUUGGCGUGUUAAAGCAUUGUUCAGCUAUCCUUUGAAGUCAUGCCGUGGAGUCGAACUGCAAGCCUCAAAUGUAGUUCCUACCGGACUUGAAUACGACAGGCAAUUCACAUUUGCAGGAUACAACAAUGACAAAUGGAACAUCCGCACUCUGCGCAACAAAGACUUUAAUCGUCUUGCACUGGUCGAGCCGGAGAUUUGGGUCCCCGAUCCAUCUGCGCACGACUAUGACCCCAACUCCGCCGAAGUGCAGUCUAGAGGUGUGAUGGUCAUCUCCUACCCGCGCAUCGCGCCAAAAGGAAUGUAUGGACAAGUGGUGAGAGCUGGUAUGGCGCUCAACAUCUGUGAUCGCCAACGCCAAUUCCAAGUUCCAUUACACCCGUCCGCAGACUCCAAGUUCCCACAGGUCCCAGUGAAGAUAUGGAAGGACAGCCCCAUCGCCCUGGACUAUGGCGCCCUUAUUCCAGACUCCCUGCAUGAAUUCUUGGACUCCGAUCCCUCCAAGAAAACCCUGACCCUCUUCCGCGCGAGCCCGUCGCACCCACGCGAGAUCUUCCGCAACGCGCCCACCAAAGAGGACAUAGGGUUCCAGCCCAACACUGCGUUUGCAGAUGCCUACCCAAUUCACCUGCUCAAUAUGUCCAGUCAUAGAGAUGUGGCCUCGCGCUGCGCCUAUGCCAUCCCUCAACUGAGCAUCCAGCGCUUCCGUGCGAACAUCGUUGUCCAAGGGCCGUCUGCGUUUGAGGAAGACCAUUGGAAACGGGUUUCCAUCGGCGGCACUGAAAUAUACACCUCGUGUCGCACGGUUCGAUGUCGGUUACCGAAUGUUGACCCGGUCACUGGGGAUCGACACAAGGCGGAGCCGGAUAAAACGCUGAAGUCAUAUCGGAGAAUUGAUGAAGGGGAUCCGACGAAUGCCUGCUUGGGGAUGCAGCUUGUUCCCUCAAAAGGAGAAUUUGUUUUGCGGGUUGGAGACAAGCUUGAAGUUCUUGAGACUGGGUUGCAUCAAUACAUCAAGAUGUUGGCCCCCGGCGAACAGGUUGAGGGCGUCUGA